AUGGGUGACUUAUUAUCCAAAGCAAAUAAUUAUCAAGACCCUGAAUUCAUGAAUUAAUUCUAAGCCGAAUACAUUUUCCUUUAAGACCAUAUAGACCACCGUUUAGGCCGGGUUAAAAUAUACUAAGGAAAAUAGGAAAAUUAUAUAGCCGUAAAAAAAGUAUUCGCUCAAUAAAAAGACUAAUUUAAACAAUAUAUAGAAAAGACUCUUUUAAAAAACAUAUAAUUUAAUAACCAUUUUUUGAUAAAAUUGUAUACUUUCCAAACUCAUUAAGAUGACUCUUUUUGUAGUUAAGUAAACGAUAUAGAAAUAUAUUUAGAAUAUUACGUAAAUACAGUCUAAGAAGAGAUUUAAAGACGUAUAUAAGUAAAUCUCCCAUACAUAGAAUAAGAAAUUUGGACUAUAUUAUAUUCAAUAAUAAGCGCUGCUACUUAUUUAGAAAGUAAAAACCUAUCCCUAAACGACAUUAGGCCUUAGAAUGUAUAUUUUACAACACGAGGUGAAAUAAAACUAAUUCCUUUUGGUAUGUUUCCAGAAGAUUAAACUGCUUUUUAAAAAUAUAUGAAUUUAAACGAACCUUGUCUUUUAUCCCCUGAAUAACUACACAAAUUAUAUACUAAAUAAUUUAACUUAAAUAUAGAUUAGAAUAAAAGUGAUGUUUUUUCAAUAGGAAUGACUAUACUAUAUUGCAUGAUGUUAUAGGGAAGUUCGGUAUGUUAUGAUUAUGAAAACUGCGAGAUUAAUAAAGAAGUUUUAUAUAAUUUAAUUUAAUAUUCUUCCUAAUAAUAUUCAAAUUUUCUCUUACAUAUAAUAACCCUUAUGUUAUAGGAAAAUCCACAAGAAAGACCUUUUUCAAGCACUAUCCAUGCCAUGCUUUAGCCUUUUGAAAUCGAAAUUAUGUCUUUGUAACCUUUUAAUCCUGAUAGUAUGUUAAUGAAAUAGUCUUUGUUAGUAAAUGGAUAAGCUAAGAAUAUGAUUUAGAGUAAAAUAUUUCCAGGAGAACAUACUAAUAUAGGUGUUUCUUAGGUUAUAUAGUAAUAAUAAUAAGAAUUUUAUAAUAAUAAUAAUAGUAUUAUGAGAAAUUCUUAUAUAGGAAACAAAUAAGGAAUAAAUGAUUUGGAAAAUAGUAAUUAUAACUAAGGAAAUAAUACUUUUAAUUAAGGAAAUUAUUUUUAAAAUGUUGGCAUUAAUUAAUUUAAUUAAUAAAACAAUAAAUUAAUAAAUAAUAAUAAUUAAAGAAAUAAUUCUUACAAUUAAAUUAAUCAUUGCUUUUAUCAAUAAUAAAAUAAUAAUUUCGAUAAAAAAUAUAAUGAUAUAUAUAAUUAAAAUAGCUAUUCUUUCAAUAAUAAUAAUGAAAUGCAUAUAUAAGUCAAUUAAGCAAUAUAAAGAACGCAUUAAGUAUUAGGAAAUAGAUUAUAUGAAUGA
Molecule: messenger RNA, 1425 nt
Organism: Ichthyophthirius multifiliis
Lineage: Eukaryota; Ciliophora; Oligohymenophorea; Hymenostomatida
Product: protein kinase domain protein
Exons: 2
Biological process (GO): protein phosphorylation
Molecular function (GO): protein kinase activity; ATP binding
Source: RefSeq, a predicted model, not a curated record